AUGAAGCUCCUCUCUACCGCCUUUGCUGUGUUUGCACUCCUCGCUGCUACGACGGAGGCUUCCCCCAUGCUCCGCCAAGCAGCGGAGGGAAAGAAGAGCAAGAAAACUCAGCAACCGACGGAAGCUCCGUCAGCACCGUCGGGCAGUGGUUGCACCCUUUCCGGUACUUACAAGAAGGGCACGGACAUCUCCAAGUGCAGCAGUAUUACUGUGAGCUCGCUCAGCGUGCCACCCGGUGUCACGCUGGACCUGAGUCUUGCCAAGACCGGUGCCACUAUCGAGUUCGUCGGCACCACCACUUUCGGUACGCAGAAGUGGGAAGGUCCUCUGGUGCGUGUCAGUGGAACUGACCUUACCGUCAAGGGCUCCGGUAUCCUCGACGGCCAGGGUGCUUGGUACUGGAAGCAGGGUCAGUCGAUCACUCGCCCGGUCUUCUUCAAGCUGCAGAACGUCGUCAGCUCCACUGUGUCUGGCUUUACCAUCAAGAACAUGCCAUUCCGAACCUUCAGUAUCGUCACCAGUAAGGACACGACACUCUCAGGUCUCACCAUUGACUCGAGAGAUGGCAACGGCUUGGCCAAGAACACGGACGGCUUCGACCUGACCAAGAACGACCACAUCACGAUCACCCACAACAAGAUUUACAACCAGGACGACUGUCUCGCCAUGCAGUCCAGUACCAACACGGUCUUCAGCUACAACCUGUGCUGCGGUGGCCACGGUAUUUCGAUCGGUUCACUGGGCGGUAACAGUGUUGACCAGUCAACUACCGUCGAUGGUCUCACAGUCGAAGGAAACACGAUUCAGAACAGUGACAACGGCGUGCGUAUCAAGACCAUCAUCGGACUGAAGGGUCUGGUUUCGAACGUUAAAUACAUCGACAACGAGCUCUCGAACGUCAAGAACGCCGUCGUCAUGCACUCGGACUAUAGCAAGGCCAAGGGUGGCUACACCGGUUCUCCUACCAGCCAGGUUACCAUUUCAGGUGUCACCAUUUCGGGUCUUACGGGCUCGGCGACGAACUUGUAUGACAUUGUCGCCAACCCAAAGGUGGUGUCUGGCUUGGACUUCUCGGGCGUGUCUGUGAGUGCAUCGGUCAAGGGCAAGCUUGCUGGUCUGCCCAACAGCAUCGAUCUUUGA
Messenger RNA from Phytophthora infestans T30-4, 1140 nucleotides. RefSeq names its product polygalacturonase, putative. Gene Ontology annotation, biological process: pectin catabolic process. Gene Ontology annotation, molecular function: polygalacturonase activity. Bases 1 to 1140 code for a protein of 379 amino acids. Gene Ontology annotation, cellular component: extracellular region. The transcript is spliced from 2 exons. NCBI's taxonomy places the organism in Eukaryota, Oomycota, Peronosporomycetes, Peronosporales, Peronosporaceae. The record is from RefSeq and is a predicted model, not a curated record.